Molecule: messenger RNA, 1809 nt
Organism: Naegleria gruberi
Lineage: Eukaryota; Heterolobosea; Eutetramitea; Acrasida; Naegleriidae
Exons: 2
Coding region: 1-1809 (602 amino acids)
Molecular function (GO): NADH dehydrogenase activity; calcium ion binding
Source: RefSeq, a predicted model, not a curated record
AUGCAGAGUCUCUUCAGAAUACUCUCAGCCAAGGCAAUAAUCAACAAGAAAAAGUUACUCCUAACCACAGCAGCAGCAACCAUCACAACCUCUGCCUAUUUCCUUCUCAACAACAACAACAAUCAAGUUAAAUUUGCUCCCAAUGAAGACAAUCAUGAUGUUGAUCAACAUCACCGAUCAGUAUUAGCUAAUAAUCUAAUUAUUCAAGCAGAAGAAAAAUCAUCACCAACUAAUAACUCUCCCUAUCAACCAAAGAAGAAAUUAGUAAUUCUUGGAAGUGGUUGGGCAUCAGUGGGUCUGAUUCAAUCCAUUGAUUUGGAUUUGUAUGAUGUUUAUGUAGUUAGUCCUAGGAAUUAUUUCCUUUUUACUCCAAUGCUUCCAGCAGCUCUUGCAGGAACUGUUUCCAUGCAAAGUAUUACAGAACCAAUCAGAAGUGUGAUUAAUAGAGUAAGAAAGGAUAAAUCUCUGAUUGAGUAUUAUGAAGCUGAAUGUUAUGAUGUUGAUUAUGAGAGGGGUGUGAUCAAAUGCAAGGAUAUUUCAAAUUAUGUAAUUCAUCAUCAGAAUGGAAGUGAUAUUGCUAAUGAUUUUGAAUUGAAAUAUGAUAAGUUGGUAAUUGCUGUUGGAAGUCAACCAAAUAGUUUUGGUGUGAAAGGUGUUGAUCAAUACAGUGUUCCAAUGAAACAACCAGAACACGCAGUCAAGAUUAGAGAGAAACUUUUGGAUGUUUUGGAAUCAGCUUGCAUGCCAAACUUGACAGAUGAAGAAAGACAAAAGGCACUCAGUGUAGUUGUUGUGGGAGGAGGACAUGCUGGAAUUGAGACACUUGGUUACUUGGUUGACUUUGUAAAGGAAGAUAUUUCCAAAUUAUUUCCAAAGGAUAUUGUUGAAAAACUCAAGAUUACAGUUAUUCAUAGCUCAGAUCAUAUUUUAAAUACCUAUGAUUGUAAAAUUAGUGAAAUGUGCGAAAAGGAAUUUAUAUUCAAUAAUGUUGAUUUGAAAACUAAUGCAAGAGUUGUGGAAGUGAGAGAAAAUGAUCUAGUUGUCGUAUUUAAGGAUCAACAAAAGAAGAGUGAACCAGUAUCAUUACCUUUUGGAGUUUGUAUCUGGACGACUGGUGUUGCUCAAGUUCCACUUGUUAAAAAAUUGGCAGAAAAUAUUUACAAGCAAAAGAAUGAAAAAUCACUCGUUGUUGAUGCUCAUUUACAAGUUGUUGGAUUGAAUAAUGUUUAUGCUAUUGGAGAUUGUUCUAAAAUUGACCAACCUAAACUUGUUCAAAAAUACGAGUCAUUCUUUGAACAAGCUGAUAUCAAUAAGGAUGGAGUUAUAUCAUUUACAGAAAUGGAAUCAUUAAUCAAGGCAAAAGAAAAGGAAUAUCCAAACUUUGCCACAAUCAAUCAAAAACUCAAAAAGCUUUUCACACAAGCAGAUGUGAAUGGAGAUAAUGUUCUUUCCAAAGAUGAAUUCAAAUCUCUCAUCCAAAGAAUUGACAAUGAAUACUAUGCUCCACUACCACAAACAGCACAAGUCGCCUCCAAGCAAGGAAGUUAUCUUGGCAAUUGCCUUAAUGACAUUGAAAAGGGAAUUACCUAUGUACCACCAUUUACUUAUAAGAAUUUGGGCUCAUUCGCCUACAUUGGCAACAACCAUGCAGUUGCUGACCUUUCUGGAACUACCGUAACCAGUUGGCAAGCUUUCUAUUUAUACAGAGCUGCCUAUCUUUCCAAGCAAGUUUCUUGGAAGAAUAGAUUUUCACUCGCUUCUGAUUGGGUGAAAACAGCAAUCUUUGGCAGAGAUGUCAGCAGAUUCUAA